AUGUCUUACAACAUCCGUAAACUCGAUCGAGCAGUCUUCGACGGAAGUCUGGCUGCACGUCUGAGUACUCUACACCAUUUUCGAUAUGCUAUGAACGAAAUAAUGAAAUUCGAUCACUUGGAAGACUGCGAUUUGCAGCCCUACGGGGAGAAGAUCAUCACUCUGACGGAGGUUGCACGCUGGACGCUUAGACAGAGGAUGGGUGUGUCCCUGAUCAUGCUCUGUUCGAAGGAGCACGUGCCUUACAAGGCAGCUUACUUCAAAUUGCUCGUCUGGAUCAGACGCCGCAGGUCCGCAUUCCCCACUAACAUCGACGAUCGAAUCAAUGCGCUCCUGGAGGACAUAAACCAUCAAGUAGUUCUACGCACCAGGGGAAUUGACCCUCGCGUCCAAUUGGGCAUUGAGGAAUUGAUAAUCAUCAAGAAACGACGACCAGACGCCUGCAAUUCCGAGUCCUCGGAGGCCGUUUGUUCGCAAAUUUCGAACGAAAGCCCAACGCUCUGA
Molecule: messenger RNA, 504 nt
Organism: Suillus plorans
Lineage: Eukaryota; Fungi; Basidiomycota; Agaricomycetes; Boletales; Suillaceae
Exons: 4
Coding region: 1-504 (167 amino acids)
Source: RefSeq, a predicted model, not a curated record